Carassius auratus (goldfish) is the source of this 2713-nucleotide messenger RNA. Its product is annotated as myocardin. Bases 27 to 2447 code for a protein of 806 amino acids. NCBI's taxonomy places the organism in Eukaryota, Metazoa, Chordata, Actinopteri, Cypriniformes, Cyprinidae. Gene Ontology annotation, molecular function: transcription coactivator activity. Gene Ontology annotation, biological process: cardiac muscle cell differentiation; positive regulation of transcription by RNA polymerase II; smooth muscle cell differentiation. The record is from RefSeq and is a predicted model, not a curated record. The transcript has 13 exons. Gene Ontology annotation, cellular component: nucleus.
GCUGAAGUGUUUGACACUGGAACACAAUGACUCUACUGGGAUCUGAGCGUUCUGUUCUGAUUCGCAGCAAGUUUAAAUCAGUCCUGCAGCUGAGACUCCAUCAGAGGAGGACGCGAGAGCAGGGCAUCACGCCUCGUGAAAACGAAAGCGUUUGUCUGGAUCAGUCAGAAGAUUCAGGACUAGAGAAACACAGGCCGGAGCAGACGCUGGCAGAGAUGAUUUAUGGACAACUCAUUGAUAAACAAUCACUUUUGCUCUGUUUCUCGUUUGUUUUCCCAGCCUUGAAGAGUCCGGCUGCGCUCCAUGAACAGAGGAAAAGUCUGGAGCGAUCCAAGACUGGAGAUGAUUUAAAACACAAAAUCAGAAGUCGACCAGAGAAAUCUGAGCUUGUCAACAUGCAUAUUCUACAAGUGAACCAUGGGAAGCUGUCGCAGCAGGAGGACUCGUACGUGUUUGAUGAGGACAGCAGCAGUGAGAGUCUGUCUCCAGAUCAGCCGCACAGUGAAGAGUCACAGUGUUCAGCUGAAGCACUUACAGAGAACAAGAGCAGCUCCAGCUCACCCACACUCACCAACACUGAUCACGGGUCUCAGAGCACUCAGAAUCAGGAGGAGAAUGUGACAAACAGCCAGGAAACACCUAUUCCUGUUCCUGCAAUAGUCAAGCCGUCCAAAAUGUCUGAGAAGAACCGCCACAAGAAACCCAAAGACAUCAAGCCUAAAGUGAAGAAGCUGAAGUACCACCAAUACAUCCCACCGGACCAGAAGACAGAGAGAUGUGCUGCGCCGCAGAUGGACUCGACAUAUGCACGUCUUCUGCAGCAGCAGCAGCUCUUCCUGCAGCUACAGAUCCUCAGCCAGCAGAAACACCAGCACAACCUGCAUCCACCUCCACCUCCACCUCCACAUCCACAUCCACCUCCACUGCAGCAGAGCUUCAGACACAACACCACACACACCAUGUGUGUGUGUGUGUGUGUGUGUGUGUCCAGUGUUCAGAGCAGCAGCAGCUCCUCGUCUCCAGUGAAGAGCAGUAACCCGUCCAUGAGUCCCGUCAGACCCGGACCGCUGCCCACAGACCUGGACGACCUGAAGGUGUCUGAGCUCAGGAUGCAGCUGCGGAUGCGUGGUCAGCCGGUGUCCGGCACAAAGACGGCACUCAUCGAGCGACUGCGGCCCUUCAGAGACUCCAGCUGCUCUUCUCCAGCAUCUUCUGCAGACGUGUUCCCCGUGACGCCUGCCGCAUCGCUCUCAUCCUUCCACUCGCCCGGCGCUGGCUUCUACUGCAGCAGCGGCUCCACACCACCCAUCUCUCCGGUCUCCUCCGAGCUCUCCGUCAGCAGCUUCAGCGACGUCACCAUGUCCUCUCCUCCAGCCCGGCUGAGCGCAGACGAGGGCCAGAACAAAGAGAAGGACAAGAUGCUGGUGGAGAAGCAGAAGGUGAUCGAGGAGCUGAUGUGGAAGCUGCAUCAGGAGCAGAUGCAGGUGGAGGAGCUGCGCAUGCAGCUGCACAAGAGGAAGCACACGCAGGACUGUCCCGCUGCGCCACAGUAUAUGAUGCAGACGCAGCAGUUCUACAGCGUGUCCAUAAAACAGGAGCAGGAGGCGUCCAGCUGUCCUCUGGCUGUCAAGCAGAUGAAAGGCGGCUGCACGUCUGGAAGCCUGUCUGUGUUCCUGAGCCCUCAGAGUUCUCCUGAAGACUCCCCCGUCACCAAUCCCUCGAGCAGCCCCUCGUCGCACCUGCUGAGAGACUCACACACACCGCUGCAGAACACAAGCAGAGCCCCGCGCAGCACACAGCAGAAGAGCUGCUCGUAUGCUCCCGAACAGAGAAACCUGCAGACACUUUACUGUCAGAGUCCUUCAGAGAACAACGUCAGUGUCAGAGGAUCCACCAAAGCCAAGAGCGCCGGCAUACAGCAGAAAGAGUCUCUGUGUCUCUCUCUGCGGGACGGUGAUCCUAACUCUCCCACAUCCAGCUCUAUCUUCUGUAGCUCAGCUCCUCCAGUCUCCGGCAGCAGAGGUCCGCCGCGUUACGAGGAUGCUGUGAAACAGCAGAUGUCACGCAGCCAGCAGAUGGAUGAGAUUCUAGACGUCCUCAUCGAGAGCGGAGAAAUGCCAGCUAACGCCAAAGAAGAGCACUCUCCUGUAACCAAAGUUGUGCCUCACCUUACAGUUUCUCCCAAGUUCCCCCGACACUACAGUCACGUGACUCCCUCCACGCUGUGCUACGAUCACGGAGACGCUCCUCUGGAGGUCACCGCUGAGGGUCGCGGCCUGGGAAUGACCUUUGGGGAGUCGCCGUGGGAGACGAUGGAGUGGCUGGAUCUAACUCCGCCCAGCUCCUCCCACACCUUCCACAGCGGCCCGCCUCCAUCUGGACCGAGCAUCUUCAACACCGAGCUGCUGGACGUGACCGACAUCAGCCUGAACCUGGAGCACUGGUGAAGAGGAACAUCACGUCCACACCCACAGCUUCCAUCGAAACCACUGGAGAUUCUGGGAAACAAGGUUCUGAUUCCUGGAAACAGAAAUGAACUGGGUUCAGACACAUGAACAUGUUUAGUUGUCUGCACACUUGUGGCGUGGGAGAGCAGGUAUUAAUGCGUCACACAGGUAUAUCACCUGCACUCUCUUGUAAAUAUGAGCUUACAGCAGGAUGUCACGCUUUAUAUGAGCUUUUCCUUCCUUCCUGUCACCAUCGUGACUUUAAU